AACGUUGAACUUAAAAAACCAAAAACAAGCAGUUUGCAGUGGUGGUGUCGCAAGAUUUGACUUUUUGACGUAAAUUAUUCGUGUAGUAAAUAUGGCUGACGAACUCAAUGUUGACAGUCUAAUUCACAGACUUUUAGAAGUUCGAGGAUGCAGGCCUGGAAAGACGGUACAGAUGUCGGAGUCAGAGGUGCGGGGCCUUUGCACCAAGUCCAGAGAGAUAUUCCUGCAACAGCCGAUACUACUGGAAUUGGAAGCACCGCUCAAAAUUUGUGGUGAUAUACAUGGUCAGUACACGGAUUUACUACGUCUGUUCGAAUAUGGCGGCUUCCCCCCUGAAGCUAACUAUCUAUUCCUGGGAGAUUACGUGGAUCGCGGCAAGCAGUCCCUUGAGACCAUUUGCCUUCUGCUCGCUUAUAAAAUCAAGUAUCCUGAGAACUUCUUCCUUCUCAGAGGCAAUCACGAAUGUGCUAGCAUAAAUCGCAUUUAUGGUUUCUACGACGAGUGCAAACGCCGAUACAAUAUCAAGCUGUGGAAGACAUUCACGGACUGCUUCAAUUGCUUGCCAAUAGCUGCUAUCAUUGAUGAGAAGAUUUUCUGCUGCCAUGGCGGUCUUUCUCCAGAUCUACAGGGCAUGGAGCAGAUCAGGCGAAUAAUGCGACCCACUGAUGUGCCUGACACAGGACUGCUCUGCGACCUACUAUGGUCAGAUCCAGACAAAGACGUACAGGGUUGGGGAGAGAAUGACCGCGGCGUGUCCUUCACAUUCGGUCCGGAUGUUGUCAGUAAAUUCCUCAACAGACAUGACUUGGACUUGAUUUGUCGGGCUCACCAGGUAGUGGAAGAUGGAUACGAGUUCUUUGCAAAGCGACAGCUGGUGACACUGUUUUCUGCGCCAAACUACUGCGGCGAGUUCGAUAAUGCUGGUGGAAUGAUGUCUGUAGAUGAAACACUCAUGUGUUCUUUCCAGAUUCUAAAACCAUCUGAGAAGAAGGCAAAAUACCAGUACAACGGCAUAAACAGUGGGAGGCCAGCCACACCUCAACGAUCACCACCCAAGAAGAAAUAACUGACGUUUGGGAUCCAGUGUGCUGCACAGUGAGAGGAAUGCUACAAAUAAUUAAUUAUAUCAUGUAUUAUAAUUAUUAUGUUUAGUAUGGUCAUUAGACAUAGCCGAAUAAUAUGUCGCGUAUUGUUAAAAUUUAUUUAUCGAUUUGCUUGUGCCUUCUUAUUUUUAAUUUUUAUUAUUAAUGUGAGUGAUAUUAAUUUAUGAAUUUAGUUCUACAGAUUGUAUUGAGCUGACAUUAUCUAUUCGGCGAUGCCUUGGUGACUAUUGCUUUUUCGAUCCCUGAUUAUAAGGCAGCCCUUGAAGUGGUAUUGUACCCUGUUGUGUUAUUGUCACAUGUUGAUGUUGUAGUAAAUCGUUUCGUUAAUUUUACAAAUGUUUGAGGUGGCAAGCGAUCUUAAAGAUGCGGGCAUUGGAGACGAAAGCGUCAUUACAUUUCAUAUUACCUAUUUAUUAAGUUGUAGUGGAUCGAAAGCACAUUCGCUUGGUUUAUUCUGUAACUAAUGUGCCUAUAAAUGUAAAUUAUAUAUAGGUCUCGAGUAAGUGACGAUAAUUGGUUAAUUUGAAAUUUCUAGUUUAUUGGAUUAGGCAAAAUUAUAUGAAUGAUCGUCCAUGGAACUUCAUCCUUCAUUUUUUUUUUGUUAUUGUAGUGUUUUUUUCUGUAAUCCUAUUGUGGAGCUGGCCUAAGACAUGAUAUUAACCUUCACCUUGUCAUAGCAAUAAGUGUUUUUCUGUUCUAGGACUCCAUUGCAAUCAUUAAUGUGAAGGGAGUGAAGUACCCAGUGAAAUUAAUGUUAUUUUGCACUCAGUAUUAUUCUUACCGAUUAAGUAGAUGUUUCAAAAUUCGAUGAAUGUUCAACAUGAUCUCCCUACUGAGGCUUCCCCACAAAGUUAACUGUUAAGUCUCAAAUGAAUUGAUAUAAUUUAUAAAAUGUGGUAGAAGCAGUGUAGUCCUCGCAACAAUAGUGCAAUUGCUGUAUUAUUACUGUUAUAUUAUAAAAUUAUAUGCAGGUUUUGCAUUGUACAAUUUUAUUUUUUAGCUAUGUAUGAUUUUCAUUAAUAAAUAUCACUAUUUAAACUAAGAGGUUUAUUUUUAUUUUCAUUUUGGUUUGCAUUUACAAAAUGUAUUUUUGUUUAAAACUAACACUUUAUGUAUCUACUAAGUAAAUGUGACUUAAUCUAUUUCAUACUUUUACAUCACUAGAUGCUUUAUUAAAUUUGUUGUUAAUAGAAGAUAAUUAUGUUGCUCUAAAGUAAAUCUGUUCUUAUUUUAACUAUACUGAUUACUGUAUAAUAAUUAGCUGGUACAGAUAGCAGCAACAUUAGAAAUUAUGUAAUUUACUGUCAAUGUCACUUAAUAUUUAAUGUUUCAUUCUAUUUUCAUCUACACUCUUAGAGAAAGAUAAUUUUUUAAAGCAAUUGAGUUUCAAAUUAUAUAACUUAUUAUAAAUUUUGUUGUACUUUUUCUCAAGUGUGUACAAUUUUCUGAAAUAUAAAUUUUAUUCAAAUAA
Helicoverpa zea (corn earworm) is the source of this 2574-nucleotide messenger RNA. RefSeq names its product serine/threonine-protein phosphatase PP1-beta catalytic subunit. Gene Ontology annotation, molecular function: protein serine/threonine phosphatase activity. The transcript is spliced from 8 exons. Gene Ontology annotation, cellular component: nucleus; cytoplasm. Lineage: Eukaryota; Metazoa; Arthropoda; Insecta; Lepidoptera; Noctuidae. Bases 92 to 1066 code for a protein of 324 amino acids. The record is from RefSeq and is a predicted model, not a curated record.